Messenger RNA from Cinclus cinclus, 1087 nucleotides. RefSeq names its product dehydrogenase/reductase 11 (gene DHRS11). The transcript is spliced from 7 exons. Lineage: Eukaryota; Metazoa; Chordata; Aves; Passeriformes; Cinclidae. The record is from RefSeq and is a predicted model, not a curated record. The coding region runs from base 147 to 914 and encodes 255 amino acids. Gene Ontology annotation, molecular function: oxidoreductase activity.
ACCAGGGGCGUGUCCCCGGUACCCAGGGGCGUGUCCUGGGCGUGUCCCCGCUGUCCGGGGCGUGUCCGGGGCGUGUCCCCGGGGGCGGGGCCGGCGGGCGGGCGGUGCUUUGUGCUCGGCGGCGGCGGCGGGGCCGGGCCGGGGCCAUGGAGCGCUGGACCGGCCGGGUCGCGCUGGUCACCGGCGCCUCCGUGGGCAUCGGAGCGGCCGUGGCGAGGGCGCUGGUGCAGCACGGCAUGAAGGUGGUGGGAUGUGCUCGCAGCGUCGAUAAGAUCGAGAAGCUGGCAGCUGAGUGCCAGAGUGCUGGCUACCCGGGCACGCUGAUCCCCUACAAGUGUGACCUGUCCAACGAGGAGGAGAUCCUGUCCAUGUUCUCUGCCAUCAAGACCCUUCACCAGGGUGUGGAUGUCUGCAUCAACAACGCGGGGCUGGCCCGGCCCGAGCCCCUGCUCUCAGGGAAGACAGAGGGCUGGAGGACCAUGAUAGAUGUCAAUGUGAUGGCUGUGAGCAUCUGCACCAGGGAGGCCUAUCAGUCCAUGAAGGAGAGGAACAUCGACGAUGGGCACAUAAUUAAUAUUAACAGCAUGAACGGGCACAGCGUGGUGCCCCAGUCCGUGGUGCAUUUUUACAGUGCCACCAAGUAUGCGGUGACAGCGCUGACCGAGGGGCUGCGGCAGGAGCUGCGUGAGGCCAGGACACACAUCCGAGCCACAUGUAUAUCUCCAGGACUGGUGGAAACAGGAUUUGCUUUUAAACUUCAUGAUAAUGACCCCGAGAGAGCUGCUGCAACCUAUGAGAGCAUUCGGUGUCUCAAGGCUGAAGACAUGGCCAAUGCUGUCAUCUAUGUCCUCAGUGCCCCUCCUCAUGUACAGAUUGGAGAUAUACAGAUGAGGCCCACAGAGCAGAUCUCGUAGCAGGGGAGGAAGAUGAGGAGGACCAUGAGCAGCACCGUGUCCACUUGGAACCCUCUGGCAGCCCAGGGUUCCCUCGGCUGGCUGGCAACGUUUUAAUCAAGUACCAAGGAUCAUGUCUGAAGAAUUAUUUUUCUCUCCCUCUCUCUGAGCUGGUGCUGGUGCUGAGCCAGUUU